This is a messenger RNA of Ipomoea triloba (trilobed morning glory), 807 nucleotides long. RefSeq lists its product as uncharacterized. The transcript is spliced from 2 exons. The coding region runs from base 152 to 400 and encodes 82 amino acids. The record is from RefSeq and is a predicted model, not a curated record. NCBI's taxonomy places the organism in Eukaryota, Viridiplantae, Streptophyta, Magnoliopsida, Solanales, Convolvulaceae.
CAGAGCCGGGGCGUGUCGUUUGAUAGGUUAUUUGGAACAACGGUGUAGCUUCAAACUUGGAGGAAGCAGUACUUGGUGAGCUGUUUUGGUUAAUCAAUUCGCCAGAAUUUGAUUAUUAGAUUUGGAGGGCAUCACUCAUCAACAGAGCAAAAUGCGCUUAUCUUUCUCGAAGAUCGGAAAUGCAAUUCCUUUUUCCAGUCUCUUUAGGCAACUGGAGCAGGAUGUGGAAACUGUUGUCAAGGCGCUACAACCUGGUGCAUUGGGAAUCAUAGAACACAAAUUUAACUUGGAGGAGAUACAGAAGGCAAAGGACACUGUUGAGAGAGCAGUGGCAAAUUGGCAGAGGCAUGCCAAAACUGAGAAACAUAACCCCUACUUGAAAGAUUUUAUUGAUGGGUGACAGACAGAGUUGGUACCUAACUUUCCGAUAAAUAAUCUGAUCAAGGAAACAAUCAUGCAAAUUUGUAAGCACUUCUUCUAGUCUCGACAUGAAUGCACAAGGUUUAUCCUUAUCUUUGUGUUAUUUUUUGUCAUGGUGUUUCUUUAUUGAUUUCGGAAGUGAAUGGCUGCUUUGAUUUGUUUUGGAGAGCAUAAUUGAUACAUGCUGGGCCAUGAUUAUUUAGGAAGUCUUAUGUAGAAACUACUAAAUAGUUAUUUAACUUAUUACUCUUAGUCUUCAAAUUAGUUUAGGUAGAUUAGUUAUUUAGAAACUACCAAAUAAUUAUCUUUGUAAUCAGCCCUAUCAAAGGGAGCGUUAUUUAAACUAAUGGGAGAGCAGAAAUUCAAUCCAUAAAAGGGUCUAAGGCA